AUGAUUGCAAACUCUAAAUUACAAGAUUGGUUUGCACAUAUGGAGGUGCAACAUUUAUCCAGAACUGGCUCAGACCAUGCCCCUUUACUACUUACUUGUGGUGAAUCUUCACAGCACAUAAGGAAACCUUUCAGAUUUCUAAAAUUCUGGACAGAACAUGAAUCUUUUUUAGAGGUGGUUAAUCAAGCAUGGAUCAUAGAUUUUGAAGGGGAUGAUUUUAUCAGAUUUAAGCUGAAAUUGAAGAAUGUGAAAUCUACUUUAUCUUCUUGGAGUAAGGCAACUUUUGGUGAUAUUUUCAAGCAACUGACAGUAAGGGAAGAGGUGGUGAGAAUUAAAGAACAAUGUUUUGAAGAGGAUCCUACUCCUAUGAACAAGAUGGUGCUACAACAAGCACAAGCAGCAUUGAAAAAAUAUGUUCAUUAUGAGGAAGAAUUUUGGAGACAAAAGUCACAUAUGACUAGUUUUGCUGAGGGUGACAGGAAUACAAGGUACUUUGAUAGUAUUGUGAAUGGUAGGAGAAAGAGAUGGCAGAUUAGAAGAAUUCAGAAUCAGCAAGGAGUAUGGAUAGAAGGGGAGUCACUUUUGGCAGAAGAAGCUUGUAGAUUUUACCAAAAGCAGUUCUCUCAAGAGGUUGAUCCAUUAGACUUUGAAUUUCUACAACAUGUUCCUAGUAUGGUGGAUCAAGAUGCUAACAAUCAGCUAUCAGUCACACAUACCAACCUGGUACUAUUACCAAAGAAGAAUAACAUUGAGACCUUUCCUGAUAUGAGACCAAUCAGUCUCAGCAACUUCAUCAACAAGGUUAUUUCUAGAGUGAUUCAGGAUAAACUUGAAUGCAUUCUACCUUCUCUGAUAUCUCCCAACCAGUCUGGAUUUGUUAAGGGCAGAUGUAUCAUUGAAAAUGUCCUUCUAACUCCAGAAGUUGUGACUAACAUUAGACUAAGAGGAAAACCAGCUAAUGUUGUACUUAAGCUUGACAUGGCUAAAGCAUAUGAUAGAGUAUCAUGGAGUUACUUGAUCAGAGUUUUAAGGAAGAUGAGAUUUGCAAAAACUUUCAUAGAUAUGGUUUGGAGGCUGAUAGCAAAUAAUUGGUAUUCCAUACUCCUUCAUGGUCAAGCUUAUGAUGACACAAUAAUUUUUUCAUCUACUGAUGCUAGAUAUUUGGAGCUAAUUAUGGAGGCAUUACAUGAAUAUGAGCAGGUGGAGAAUAUUACUGGUUUUAAAAGAGGCACUUUUCCUUUUACAUAUUUGGGUUGUCCCGUCACACAUUCAAGGAAGAGGAAGGUUAAUUACAAUGAUCUGAUCAAGAAAGUCAAGAAUUGGCUGCAGACUUGGAAAGAAAGAUUGCUAUCAUUUGGAGGAAAAGUUGUUCUGACCAAUAAUGUACUAAUGAGUAUGCCAAUACAUUUGUUGUCAGCCAUCAAACCUCCAAAAUAUGUUAUCAAUGAUAUGCACAAAAUCUUCUUAAGAUUCUUCUGGAAUAAUAGUGCGGAAGGCAGAAGAAGACACUGGUCAUCAUGGCUAAAUUUAUGUAAGCCAAAAGAGGAAGGAGGAGUAGGCUUUAGAUCUUUGUAUGAUCUAUGGGCAAACUACAUGUGGAUCAAAUAUUGCAAAAGGCACAGUCCUCAGACUGUGCAGUGGAAUGGAGGUUCUCAAGUAUGGAAGGCUAUAAUUGAGGCUAGAGAUAAUAGAGAGCAAGAAAUAUGGUGGGAACCAAGGAGUGGAACUGAAAAUGUAUGGUUUGACAACUGGACAAAGCUAGGGGCUCUAUAUCACAUCAUUCCAGAUUAUUUUGAGAUAGAUGAGGGUGUUCAAGAUUUAAAAGAACUUAUGUUGCAGGAUGGUUGGAAUAUAGGAAGAUUGCAGCAGUUAUUCCCUAUGGAUAUUUUGGAUCAUAUAUUAGAAGAAUUGCACUUUCAUGAACCAAAAGAAGAGUGGGAUAGACCAAGAUGGAUGAUGACAGCAUCAGGCAAAUUUACUGUAGGCACUGCAUGGGAAUUUCUGAGGAGCAAAGCAGUCAAGUCAGAUGUCUUUAAGAACAUGUGGACAUCAGGGGUACCUUUUAAGAUAUCCUUCUUUUUCUGGAGGUUAUGGAAAUACAAAAUACCAGUUGGAGAGGUAGUAAGAAGGAUUGGGGUAGAUAUGAAACUGUGGAUCAUUUGUUUGUUACAAGAAAUGUUGCUACAAAAGUGUGGACUUAUGUUAAAACUACUGUUGGCAUCACAACACAGUUUCAACAAGUCAGGCAGAUUAUUCAAGUCUGGUGGAAUGCAGAUUGCCCCUCAAAGUUCAGAACCAUCUUUAAAGCUAUUCAAAUGGUCACUAUGUGGCAGAUAUGGAAGUGGAGGAAUACAGUCCUACAUGGAGGGAGGAUGUCCAUCAACAAAGUGA
This is a messenger RNA of Lycium barbarum (goji berry), 2391 nucleotides long. RefSeq lists its product as uncharacterized. The transcript has 4 exons. The record is from RefSeq and is a predicted model, not a curated record. NCBI's taxonomy places the organism in Eukaryota, Viridiplantae, Streptophyta, Magnoliopsida, Solanales, Solanaceae. Bases 1 to 2391 code for a protein of 796 amino acids.